Molecule: messenger RNA, 769 nt
Organism: Cuscuta campestris
Lineage: Eukaryota; Viridiplantae; Streptophyta; Magnoliopsida; Solanales; Convolvulaceae
Source: the annotation of a GenBank genome assembly
CGAAGCUCGGGUAUAACAUUUGGUAUCAAAGCUAAGUGUUGAACAUCCCCAAGGGCCAUUCACCAUCCCUACCAAGAAGUAAGCAUUUUUGAGCUCAAAACUCCCUUCCUCUCUCCCUAAACCCCACAGCCAAACUAAACUGCCCUUCUCACCUUUUUCCCACUUCAACCAUGUCAAAUGAAUCCCAACCCAUGUCCCAUGAAGAGCUUGUUACCUCCAACGCAGCCUUGAAGGCCCAAGUUGAAUACUUGGCCAAAGAAGUGGCUAAGUUCACCAAGAUAAAGCUCAACGCCCUUCAAGGAAGUGAUCAUGAGGAUGAUGCUAGCACCAGUAGCACCAACAAGGCCAAAACUAAUGACGGGUCUGACUUCAAGGUUGAUGUCCCAACUUUUGAGGGAAAGAACGACCUGGACGAAUUUCUAGAAUGGCUAGAGACAGUGGAACGCGUUUUCGAUUUCAAAGAAGUUUCCGAUGAGAAGAAGGUCAAGAUAGUGGCCUUGAAGUUCCGCAAGGAUGCAUCUACUUGGUGGACUAAUACGUGCACCAAAUGAAGAAGAAACCACAAGGAGCCGGUGGCUACAUGGUCCAAAAUGAAGUCUCUCUUAAAGAAGAAGUUCUUGCUUGCUCAAUAUGUUCGUGAGAAUUUUGCCAAGCUUCAAACGCUUAAGCAAGGUUCUAAAUCGCUUGAAGAAUACACCCGCGAGUUCGAGGAACUCUUGCUAAGGUGUGACUUGCAAGAAGAUGAUAAACAAACCUUUGUAGGAUACCU